Ostreobium quekettii is the source of this 963-nucleotide messenger RNA. NCBI's taxonomy places the organism in Eukaryota, Viridiplantae, Chlorophyta, Ulvophyceae, Bryopsidales, Ostreobiaceae. The record is from the annotation of a GenBank genome assembly.
AUGGGGACUCAGAUAUGGGGCUGCCUCUGGUGGGGUGCACUGUUGUCCCUCCCUCUUGCCGUUGCCAGAGGCGUCAAGAUCACAGCCGAGGAGCCGCUCAUCAUGGCACCACAGAUGCAGCGACCUGAUCUCAAAUUUUUGCCCAGACUGUCCAAGGUCGCCUUUUCGCCAGGUAUAUUGGCAGCAAGGCGGCUGCAGCAAUCUGGCAAUCCACUGUGCACUUGGGGAGAUUCUUGCAAGGCUCGGUACUUUUCCAACGCACCUGAUGCUGAGGUCUCGAUGUUCGGCAAGGACACUGAGAUGUGUGUGAAGAUCUCCUCCAAGGACGACUGCUUGGACGUUCUGCAGUGCAAUUGGUAUGAAGCGCCCGGGGAAGAGGAUGGAAUCUGUGCACUGGAUUUUUUUCACACGAUUCAAGGCUGCCUUCAGCCUGACUUCAUGGUUGUAUUUUUUGGUCACCAAUGUGCAACGAUUUUCCGCGAAGACAGGUGUCGCCCCUUGCCGGGAUGCCAAUGGAACGACACAGAUGCCAAGUGUCAAAUGGACCAAGCAGCGGUAGCUGAGGCGAUCGGGUCCAACUCCGCACUUGCAUCAACCUCAGCACAGAACGAGGAAUGCCAGCAAUCCAGCCCAUGCCUCUCACCAUGCUGGGAAGACGAAUCAGGGGCUUGCGUUAGUCCUCAGGUUUGGAACAUCUCAGCCUGGUUUUCGCCAACGGCGACGUCGACAUACUGCCAAUACCUAAAGUUGAACCUAGGCUGUUCCUUCGCUUCUCCAGUUUCGACGUGCUCAGGGGCAUGCGGGAUUGACGAGGAAGGAGUUUGCAGUUUGUCGGAUGUCUCAACCAUCGAAUUUCUGUACUCGUCAUCGGAGGCGGAGAGAACCAAGUGGCUGGGCGCCCUGGAGGCUUGUUCCGCCAUCAAAGACCCGGGCGAAUGCGGGUCCUUCGCAGGUGGCAAAUGA